Molecule: messenger RNA, 6762 nt
Organism: Solea senegalensis (Senegalese sole)
Lineage: Eukaryota; Metazoa; Chordata; Actinopteri; Pleuronectiformes; Soleidae
Product: clustered mitochondria protein homolog
Exons: 30
Coding region: 359-5227 (1622 amino acids)
Biological process (GO): intracellular distribution of mitochondria
Cellular component (GO): cytoplasm
Molecular function (GO): mRNA binding; protein binding
Source: RefSeq, a predicted model, not a curated record
GCCUACAAGCUCUGUCUCACAGCUGCUCCCCAGCCUUGAAGGACACACACACACACACACACGCACACGCACAGAAACAGAGUUUGUGUGAAGGAGUUUUGCAGCAAGUGGCGACAGGAGAGCGGAGCCUUGUGCUCUGCAGCAAAUCCUGGGGAAGCCGGCUUUCCGAUUUCAGCAGGAUGCACAGCAGACAAGUCUGGAGAAGAUGACACAGAGUGACAGUGUCUCCCCAUCUCUGCACUGGCUGGAUUCCAACAUCAUUCCAGAGCUCAUGUGGUGACAUUCAUCCUCUGAGGUAUUCCAGUCCUUUACAGAGCCACCGUCCAGUUAUACUGCUGUUUUGUGUGAGAAAGGCAUCAUGGGAAACAUAGUGCAAUGCUGUCACGCACUGUCUCACUACUUUAAGUGUCAGGACACACCAGUCCAGGGAGAAGCAGAAACAUCCCCUCUGCUCUCCAGCGAGGACAGUGAAUGUUACUCCCCCAGUCUCCCUGACGACCUUGAGGACGACCUGUUAACCAUCUCCACCGGUGUGACAAACCCGUCCCUCGAACCGGAGCACUUCCUGUUUCCCGAUAUCAUCCUCAGCAGCAGCCUGGGAGGGGAAGUGACUCUGGUGGAGCCGAUGGUGUGUCUGCUGGUAUCCGAGGAGGAAGAGGGACGAGGUGAGUGUUUGAGGCUGGAUGAGCCGGGACAUGAAGGACAAGAGAGGAGGAACAUGUGGAGGACCAGGACAUUUUCUGAGGUGGAGACGCAAACGGAAAUGGAGACACAGAUUGGUAUGGAGGUGCAGACUCGGACAGAAGUUCAGACACAAACGGAGAUGUCUGUGUGCAACAGUGAUGCCGAGGAAGAACAUGAGACACUGAAACAGGGGAGUGUGUCAGCAGAGAUGCAAACGGAUGACCAAACAUCACAGGAGAGACUCUCAGAAAUCACAUCAGACAGAGGAAAGUCUCGGGAGACAGAGAAAAACACAAUGUCCAUCAGUGAGGCCGAACAAGAAGAACUAAAUCACAGCCAUGAGCCAAAUAUUCAAACAGAACUUGAGACAGAGCUAAACGAGCAGUUAUUCACUGAUGAAGAGAAAGUCUGGAAGUUACGACAGAAUAUUAUAGCUGCUCAGGAAAAUGCAGACUUUGUAAAAGACAAAGAACAUUCAGAGAGCAACGCCAAGGAUGAUGAGGAAUACAGCAUCAAGACCACUGUUCCAACGGUGAGAUUUGACAACGUCAGGUGUCACGACGACCUCACGCCACAGAAAAGUCCAGAUCAGAAAGAGCUGGAAGAGGCGUCCGAUCAGACUGUGAGCGAGAAAGACGACCACACCGUCUGCGUGAAAGCAAAACAAAAUCUGUCUGAAGAAAACACGGAUGAAACACAGAACACAGAACACGAUCACACACCACAGAGGGGAGAGGACGAGGACGGUGUCCUGCAGCAUGUGACGGCGUUGGAGGACGUUCUGUCACAGGUGGAGGCGGAAGGAGCAGAGGUGAAGCAGAUGACCUUGUUUUUAGUGGACCGGCUGUUUCUGGCAGCGCCAAGCGUCAAAGCACCUCCUUCUCAAAAUGAAGAAAGCCCAGGGGACAAUCGCCUGCAGCAGUCUGAUCCUGAUAAAAAGGAACUCGAUGUCCGGGACCUCAUCGAUCUGCAAGAGACCGAGUUCACUGUCAGAAUUCAACCUCCUGGAACAGAAAGUUUUGAGCUCCAGGUGACAGGUCAGAUGCUGGUGGCAGAGCUGCACCAGGUGCUGAUGGACCACGAGGUCACCUGUCACCGCACAUGCUUCUCACUGCAGCUGGGAGGCGCUGCACUCGACAAGCUCACCGAGCUGUGCUCCGUCCAGGGAAUCCAGGAUGGAGUGCAGAUCAAAUUGGUGGAAGAUUGUUAUUCGGUGCGCGAUGCCCGCCUGCAUCUCCAACAUGUGUGUGAUCUCCUGAGGAGCCUUGACCCUGCAGACGCGUACAACGGGAUGAACGGCCACUCACUGUCUUACCUCAGCUUUUACACCAGAGGAGACCAAGACAGUGACAGCGUGAGGAAGAGGCGACUCUCUGAAAAGGAAUCCAUCGACUUCAGGCCUCCAGAAAACAUCCUCCCUGGGUGUAAGGACCGACCACUGACUCCACUGCAGCCUGUCAGAGACGACUGGAAGCCACUCCAGUGCCUGCGGGUUCUGACCAUUAGCAGCUGGAACCCUCCACCGGGGAACAGAAAGAUGCACGGGGACUUACUUUACCUCAAUGUCCUGACUAUGGAAGACAGAGAGCUCAACAUUACGUCCUCUACCCGUGGUUUCUACCUCAAUCAGUCGACUGCCUUCAACUUCAACCCUAAACCUGCAGUUCCCAGAAUCCUUUGCCACUCUCUUGUGGAGCUGCUGAGCCAUGUCAGCCCUGCUUUUAGGAAAAACUUCAGUGUCCUUCAGAAGAGAAGAGUCCAGCAACACCCUUAUGAGCGCUUCGCGGCGCCUUUUCAGGUGUUCACCUGGACUGCACCUCAUGCAGAACACACCCUUGACCGCGUGCGUGUGGACGAGACACACACCAGUCACAUGGGCCAGGACAAGCACACAGCUGGGCAGAGUCGGGACUGGAAUGAGGAGCUGCAGGGAUCCAGGGAACUUCCCAGGAACUCCCUACAGGAGCGGCUGCACAGAGAGAGGAGCAUAUUUAAGACCAACAGUGACUUUGUUGCCGCUGCAGCACAAGGUGCAGUGGCCGUUAUCGACGGCAACGCCAUGCCAUUAAACCCGAGCGAGGCGCCUCACAUGCAGAUGUUCAUCUGGAAGAACAUCUUCUUCAGCUUGGGCUUUGACAUAUCUGAGCAUUACCAGCAGCUGGGAGGCAACACCGCCGCUCACACUGCCGCCAUCUGUGACCUGAGAGGAAUACAGGCAUAUGCAUCUGUGGAUACGGAGGGUCUUCACACACUCGGGACAGCUGUGGUGGAUUAUCGUGGCGUCCGUAUUAUCGCUCAGACGAUUGUUCCAGGAAUACUAGAGAGGACUCAGGAGCAGAGUGUCCUCUAUGGAUCUAAUGACAAUGGAGUCACUGUUUUUACAAACCCCAGGUUUCUAGAGCUUUUGGAUAAAACCAGUAAACCCCUGAGAAUCCAGCGUCACCACGUCCUCGACCACAACAACGUCCCAGUGGAGCUUUGCUCUGGCAUUGAGACCAAAGGCAUCCUGGGUAAUGAUGGGCGACCGUACAUCCUGGAUCUUCUUCGCACUUUUCCUCCUGACCUCAACUUCCAGUUCUCAAAGACAGAUGAGAUGCAGGACGAGGUGCCAAAGGAGUGUCAGUGCUUCGGUUAUCCACGGCAACAUCGUCACAGCCUGGCGGCCCUGAGACCGGAGCUGCUGGAGGCCUUUGUCCAGCACAAGUAUGACAUUUAUGUCAAGAUGGUGACCGAGGGGCUCAGCCAACUGGAAGAACAAGAUAAAGCUACGGAGCUGAAUGAAGACAGACGAGAACUUCAGAGAAGAGAUGCCAUCAUGAACGCUUGUAAGGCUGUCGGGUCACUGAGUGACUCCUGCUUUGACAUACGCUUCAAUCCUGAUGUUUGCUCUCCAGGUGUUCGUUUCUCAUCUGAGUUUGAAGUCCAGAGGCAGAGGAAGAUGUUGUGGGACGCAGCUGCUUUUCUUCUCGCUCAUCAGAUUCCAGCAGUGCUGAGGGACUGUCUGGACCACACAGCAGUGCUGAUGGACGGCGUGACCCUGACCUCGGUGCUACAUCAGCAGGGCGUGAACGUGCGAUAUCUGGGUACACUACUGAAGGAACUGCACCAGGGGGAGGAGAGUGGGAGACUCAGCUACUUAAAGAGAAUUUCAAUCAGUGAAGUCAUCAUCAGAAGUGCAAAACACAUCUUCAGGACCUACCUACAGGAUGUGGAACCGGCAGUUUUCUCCGCUGCUGUCAGUCACUUCCUGAACUGCUUCUUGAGUUCUUCCCCCUGCGUCCCCGACUCGUGCUCCGAUGAACUCCAGUCUCGCCGCAGGUCCCGACGGCGCCGCAGCCACGGGAGUCGAGUCACCAUGUUGACCGUUAGUGUGUGGGCCAGACUGACCAGCAGUGAGCUCUGGAGCAGGAUCAGGACUGAGGCUGCGGAUUAUUACAACUACACAAUUAACUGUGAAAGUAUAGAUGAAGCCAUUGAGAAAAAUGGUCUCCAGAGGAUCUCACUACUGAGAGAGAUUGCCAUCAAGAUGGGCAUCCAGGUACAGCUGAGGGAGUACGUGUUUGAGUCUCGCCACAGGCCGGUGUUCAGUGAGGAGGACAUCGUCAACAUGUUCCCUGUUGUCAAACAUCUCAAACCUACAUCCACAGAUGCCACGCGGCUGGUACACCACGCACAGGUGUCAGUGCAGCAGGGUCUUCUUAAAGACGGUUAUGAGUCGAUUAGCCAGGCCCUGACCCUGUUCAGCAGUGUAUACGGGGUCCUGCAUGAGGAUGUGGGCAUGUGUCUGCGGCUCAUGGGAAGGCUCAGCUACAUCAUGGGGGAAUAUGCAGAUGCUCUCAGCCACCAGGAAAAAGCUGCUAUGAGUAGUGAGAGAGUCCAAGGUAUCGACCACCCACAGACCAUACAAGACUAUACCUUCCUGGCUCUGUACUGCUUUGCUGGAGGCCAACAUUCGACAUCCGUACGACUGCUGUAUCGCGCGCGGUACCUCACGUUGCUCGUGAGCGGAGAAGAUCAUCCACACGUCGCACUGCUGGACAGUAUGCUGGGUUUAGUACUUCAUGGACUGAUGGAGUAUGAGCACUCCCUGAAGUUCCUGCAGAAUGCCUUAAAUUUAACCACCAAGUACCGCGGUGCCAGGACGCUGAGGCAUGCGCACAGUCAUCACCUGCUCGCCACUGUUUAUGAGACCAAAGGAGAUUUUCGAUCAGCUCUGCAACACGAGAAAGAGGCUUAUUCAAUAUACAAGAGUCAGGUUGGUGAGGACCAUGACAGUACGAAGGAAAGCUCAGAAUACCUGAAGAGCCUCACUCAGCAGGCUGUGGUCCUUCAGAAAGCCAUCAACAUCAUCUACAGUAACACAGCUAGUGCCUCUAUUCCUCCUCCAAAGUUUUCCACUCCGAGCCUUUCCACAAUCUUACAGCAGCUCAACCUGACAUGUGGAGUCAUUCUCAUCCCCCUCAGCGCAAAGGACAUUGCAGACUUGAGGACUGAGAUGAAGGGAAAGGACAAGGUUCUGGUGGCAGAACUGGAGAAGCAGUAGUAACUGAAGCACUACAGCAAAGCUGAACCACACACACACACACACACACACACACACAAGAGGAUGUUAUAAUAGUCAUGAACAACGAGCAACAAUGACAAUUGAAAGCCAGGCACAUUCCUGCUCAUAUACAGGUUGAAAGGUAUGGCUCUUUUGGGAAUAUACUGUUUCCAUGAACGCACACUGGACGCUGUAGAUUUACUGUCAAGUAUGUGUUAUUAUUUUUUCUUUAUCAGAAAGUGUAUAUGUAGGCUUUAGCCGCUUUGUCGUUAUGCUGCUAGAUUACUUGACAUGACUGAUAGAUUAUUGGGAAAGCACAGUAUUAUGAUUUAAAAAUACUUCAACAAUGAAUAAAUGAGUGCAGCAAUAUACUUCAAGUGAAGGCUGUUCUCUUCAGUCCCCUGUGUGUCCACUGGGCCGUGCUAUAAACCCUUCUUAGAACAUGGGCGGGGAUUUGGAUGCCUGGAUUUUAAAACAUUCCCUAUCACCAUUUCAUUUUGGAUGUGUACCCAGGCCAUAAUCGUUCAAUACACAUUACUGACAUUAUUGUCUAGUUGACUGUGUGCAAACAAACAGAUGAGCUUACACAUUAGGUGGCAUUUUUAUCAAAUGCUUAACUGAGAUUAAAUUGAGUUAUACUGGAUGUGAGUUUAGCAGCUUUUAUUUGAAACACAUACUUCAAUUUUAUGAGUGUACAAUCCCUCGGAUGAAUUGUUGUGUUGUUCAUUUCAUUAUUCAUUAAUUAAUGAGCUUUUUAUAUUUUAGGGGCCGGUUCAGCUCAUCAUGCCAUGAUUUUGGACCGCUAUGUUUUUACAAUAGCCCACAAUAAAUAAACUAAACAUGUUUUGAGUUUUGACACUAACCACAUGCGUUCUCCAACACACUUAGAAAGGAAUCAUGUUCAGCUGCAAUGUGCAAUGUCCUCAAUAAAUGUCGCUAAAUCUUACACACUGUACCUUUUAAAUGUUUUGAUCAAAACUGUAAAAUGAUCACAGACCAGACUGAUUCAUUAUUUAACAUUCAAUGGCUGUAUGGUCUGUCACCAUCACUACAGUCUGUCCCUGUGAAGUUUAUUCCAACUUGCUCACAAAUAAAAUGUUUAAUUCAAAUAUGUCUACAUAGUAAUAAGCCUGGAACAUAGUUGGUAAACUCUGGAGAUCUGCUCACACUGUGAAAUCAUGUGUGAAGUGUGGAGAGAGCUGUGAGCAAGUUUUUUUCAUCCUGUCUGGUAUGCCAAGUCCACCAUACUUCCCUCAUGUGCUUAAUAAUGGGAGGGUUGAGCAGGAGAAUCCUAUGUUUGUUGCAAUCUGCCGUCUCGCCAUAGGACGCUCUUAACUCAGACGUGCGUGACCUAAAAAAUCAGGUCUUAAAACUGCUUUGUUUGCCAGAGCUUUUAAUGUUGAGCAACUCCAAUCUCUGCAGUAAUUGAUCCUGUUUUUUAAUGUGUAUUUUUUGUGUCAUACAAUAUAAUUUUAUCUUUUGUCUGUUGUGUGCAUGUCUUAUUUGUACUCUGUUUUAAAACAUUUUGUAACAAC